ACCACCCUUUGAACAAGCCAAGCCAGCUACUAUCAAUCACCACAAGAAAAAGGGAAAAAAAAGUGGCCAAAUUAAAGCCCAACUCUUGGAGCAAACUCAAGCUCCAACAAUGGCAGAAGAUCAUCAAGAAAUAGCUCCCAUUCCUAGAGUGAUCACCUUCCUCUCCUCCCUUCUGCAGCGGGUUUCGGAGUCGAACGACGACGGGGGCCAAGCUCCGAAGAUCUCGGCCUUCCACGGCCUCACCCGACCCGCCAUAUCGAUCCAUAGCUACCUACAGAGGAUCUUCAAGUAUGCAAAUUGCAGCCCAAGUUGCUUUGUGGUGGCYUAUGUGUACCUUGAUCGCUUUGUUCAGCAGCACCCUUCUUUGCCUAUUGAUUCCUUCAAUGUUCAUAGGCUCCUCAUUACUAGYGUUCUCSUCUCUGCCAAGUUCUUGGAUGACUUGUAUUACAAUAAUGCCUACUAUGCCAAAGUGGGUGGAAUAAGCACCAUGGAAAUGAACCUUCUUGAAGUGGAUUUCUUAUUUGGUUUGGGAUUCCAAUUGAAUGUGACACCAAACACYUUCCACACCUAUUGCUCUUAUCUCCAAACAGAAAUGUUACUAACACAACCAAAUCUUCAAACCAAAACGCUCCUAAAAUUUCGUCCAUUCGUCGAAGAUGAAACAUCUCAUCAACGACAAUUGACUGUCUAAAUCAAAUCGAAAUCACUAAGAGUGAUUGUCUCCAAUUGAAAUCAUUAAAAAUAAUCGCUGCAAUGYGACUUCCACUUUCAUGAUCGUUAGAUACAUGAUCAGAAGAUAUCUUCUUUUGUUUCUACUAUAUGAAUCUAACGGUUAUAAAAGUGAUAGUCACGUUGAAUGAUUUUUCAAGGAUGAACUUAUCUUUUGUGUUAUCUCAAGUGGGUAUCGAACCUUUUCAGAGGUUAAUGUGAGCUUUUUAUCUCAAGCUUUUUGGGGUCAAAGUAAAGAGAAUGAAAUUCUCCCACAUGGGUUUUUGAUUUAUCACCCUAAUUUCACUCCCUUGUAGUCUUUGGACAUUUUUGCCCUCUAUGUCUAUUGUGUAGAAUUGUUUUUUUUUUUUUUUGAUUUGUAAUUAGUAUAGGUUACCUUGAUGUUUUUACAAGUGAUUUGUAAGUAAUUAAGAUCUUGUGUUUUGUUCCAAUAGUCCACCUAAAUUAGCACUUUCAAAUAA
Molecule: messenger RNA, 1190 nt
Organism: Momordica charantia (bitter melon)
Lineage: Eukaryota; Viridiplantae; Streptophyta; Magnoliopsida; Cucurbitales; Cucurbitaceae
Product: cyclin-U4-1
Biological process (GO): regulation of cyclin-dependent protein serine/threonine kinase activity
Molecular function (GO): protein kinase binding
Source: RefSeq, a predicted model, not a curated record